AUGCCGAUUUUGGUGUGGUGCGCCUUCGAGAAGUCUUCUAGAAGAGGUUUGGGGUUUGGGGAUCGCAGCGACGAUGGGUUCAGAUUGCGGCUAGCAGACUUUUUCUUCCUGUAUAGGCCAAUGACGGAAGAAGAUUUUGAUCUCCAGAUCGGUGCCCGAUGGACUCUUUUUCUUGUUGUUGUUACGAGAAGGAAAAGCUUGCUAUCUCGGCCUUGGUAUAGCAACACAACACAUCUGUGGCUGUUUGUGCAUCGAGGCCAACUCUCCAGCAUUAAGACUGAGCAGCCGUUUAACGAGGCUAGCGUGUAUCUUUGCGCGGCGAGAUUCCGUCGAAUGCGGGAUUCCAGCACACAGAAUUCCGCAUACCAGAUGAACUAUUUGGUGUAUUCCGGAAGAGCUAGGAGUCACAUGAUGGCAAUGACUUUUCCUGGUGCGGCGUACCUCGAAUACGCGCUAUCCCGAGCUCACAACCAAUGA
Molecule: messenger RNA, 477 nt
Organism: Aspergillus eucalypticola CBS 122712
Lineage: Eukaryota; Fungi; Ascomycota; Eurotiomycetes; Eurotiales; Aspergillaceae
Exons: 8
Coding region: 1-477 (158 amino acids)
Source: RefSeq, a predicted model, not a curated record